Molecule: messenger RNA, 1217 nt
Organism: Heteronotia binoei (common prickly gecko)
Lineage: Eukaryota; Metazoa; Chordata; Lepidosauria; Squamata; Gekkonidae
Gene: CD5
Product: CD5 molecule
Exons: 9
Coding region: 1-1170 (389 amino acids)
Biological process (GO): T cell costimulation
Cellular component (GO): plasma membrane
Source: RefSeq, a predicted model, not a curated record
AUGCUAUCUGUAGAUGAUCGAAUGAGGAGGAACGAGCCGAUGAGAUUCAAGCAUCUAGCCUUUAUCCCAUUGAUGUUGGUGGGGAUAUGGGGUGGCCAGUGUCUUAAUGCUUCCCUGAUGGAAUGGAAUGUGAGACUCACUGGCCACUCAAGAUGUUUUGGAUGGCUGGAGAUUUUUCACCAAGACAAACUGAAAAGAAUUCAUAGCAACAGUUGGAAGCAGCAGAAUGCAGAAGUUGCAUGUAAACAGCUUCACUGUGGUCCCCUUUGGGGCACACUGAAUCAGACUUCUACAACACCGAACACACAAGAAGAUUGCAUGAAAAUAGGCUGCCAGGGGGAUGAAAUUGCCCUGAAGGACUGCAAACUACAUACAUCUAACUGCACGCAAUAUGUGAAUGUGGCCAUACUCUGUCAAGAUCCUAUUAAAAUCUUCUCUGGAUUACUCCAGACAUCAGCACCAUUGGUGACCUCCUCAACGACUCCUGACCUCCUUAGGACCAGAUUAGAAGCUGUAACCUCACUAUGCUCUGGGACAGCAGGACAGCACUUAGGAGACAGCCAGGAAAUGGUCUGCAUGCACUUACAGAGAUGGUGGACAAAACUGGCCCCCAAGAUCUGCCAGGAAGCAGACUGUGAUGACUCAAUAGAAAUAAAGGACCAGGGGAAGAUGCAGCAGCCUGAGCAGUGGGCAAAGGUGCAGUGUGAAAAAAUGAACCUUAGCUUGGAGUGCUUGAACCGAACCAAGGAAUGCUUGAGUAUAAGCUUACUAAAAUGUUCAGGCCAAGAUGCCAAACCAGUGUCUUACACAGAAACCAUCUUAAGAAUCCUCUUAGGUCUGGUCCUCACAGCAGUCUUCCUGGUUAUUUGUGUCCCCCUUGCCUAUAAAAAACUGGCAAAUAAAUAUUCCAAGAAGAAGCAGCACCAGUGGAUUGGUCCAAAUGGAGUGAACCAAAAUGUUUCCUUCCAUCGCAACAGCUCCUCAGCCUUCCAUGCACGACCUGAAAGCCAAGGGAUUCAGGAUGAGGAGAAAGGCUAUGCUCAAGACCUCAACAAAAAUUCUUACCUCUCACCGUAUCCAGCUCUGGAAGGGGCAGCCUAUAGAUCUUCCAACCCUUUAGAGUACUCCUCUGACAGUGACUAUGAUUUGUGUUCUGCGCAACAGCUAUAAAAUCUCCCUAACAGGCACAGGCAGAAUUCAAUAAAAGAGAAAAUGAG